Nezara viridula (southern green stink bug) is the source of this 759-nucleotide messenger RNA. The record is from the annotation of a GenBank genome assembly. Lineage: Eukaryota; Metazoa; Arthropoda; Insecta; Hemiptera; Pentatomidae.
AUGAAGCGGUGUUACUUAAUUCCUGACAGUUUUGAAUUGCUCUUAGUCGAGGACAUACUUAAAAUGAUCAAGCAUAUUCUUCCAUACUUUGUUAGUGGUACAGUAGUGAAUGGUUUUGGAAGAGGGUCUAAAGAAUUAGGGAUUCCAACUGCAAACUUCCCAUCAGAUGUAGUCAAGAAUUUACCCGACGAUUUAGAAACUGGUAUCUACUUCGGAUGGGCCAAAGUCAAUUCUGGACCUGUAUAUAAAAUGGUGAUGAGUGUAGGUUGGAAUCCAUUCUAUAAAAAUACAGAGAAGACAAUGGAAACUCACAUCAUACAUAAGUUCGAACAGGAUUUUUAUGGAUCCACAAUGAAGGUUUGCGUACUGGGUUACAUAAGACCUGAAAAGAAUUUUUCUUCUGUUGAUGAGCUAAUUGCUGAGAUUAAGGAGGACAUCGCAGUCGCUGAAGCUGAAUUAGACAAAGAAGAAUUUGCCAAAUAUAAGAAUAGUGAAUUUUUUUCGUCUUGAAGUGUCAUGACAUUGGUAUUAGACCUUUGAACUCGCCCUUUUUUUUUAUUACUUAGUAUCGUACUUAAAUUUAUUUUGUUGAAUAUUUGUAGUUUUAUUGUUAACUAAAAUUUACCUAGUUGUACAAAUUUUAAUUUACACAUGAACUAUGUGUUGGAUGAUUAUAAAAAUAUAUAUUUAUAUAUAGCUCUUUCAAUCACAAUGUGAUAUUAUGAUGUGUUUGUAUUUAAAUAAACAAUUUUAUUAAAU